AUGUCUCAUUUUUGCGCAGUACGAGUAUGCCGCGAGCGUCGACAUUUAGCAAAAAAGAGAUUAUCGAAGCGUAAUUUGAAAAAGUUACCAGUCAAAAAGUUUAGAAAAGGUGAUGCGGAGGAAUCGUGCGCUAUAUGCAUUGAUGACUUUGUUGAUGGUGAAAAAUUGCGUGUCUUACCUUGUAAUCAUGUGAAAAGCAUUAGUGAUUUAUAUGCUUAUUCAGCUUAUCAUUGUAAAUGCAUCGAUCCUUGGCUGACGAAAGUUCGAAAAGUUUGUCCCAUAUGCAAACGAAAAGUUUUGUCAUCAGAAGAGUCUCAUUCAUCAGAUUCCGACAAUGAUGGUCGCGAUUCUACAUCAGCAUCGGGUUCUACAACGGUAUAUCGUGAAAACGCUCCAUUACUUCGUAAUGCUGAGGCAUUCGCAUCUGGAAGUCCCUCAACACCCACUCAGAGAAUAGGACCUCGAAGAAAUACGCAAGGUAGACAUAGGCCGCCCUUACGCGUGAUUAUAACAUCCCCUACUGAUACUCCUUUACCAGCGCCUGGAACAGAUUAUGUAACUACCACUGAUGGGGAAAUUCGUGGUACGGGUGGUACCACCAGUGCAAUAUCAAGUCGAAUUGAAGCAGUGUCCGGAACAUUAUAUCGAACUUUACGUUCAUAUUAUCAGCAAAUUGCCAGUAGGUCGAUACGUGUCGCAUGGGGAAAUGCUACGAGUGAACCAGUAUGCGAAUCUGAACCAAGUGCACAAAGGCCUUUUGUAGUCGACAAUAAUGCUUUUGAUGAAAGCAAUGAAGCGCUUAAUAUAGAAGGCUCUUCUGUUGCUAGUCAACUUGAUCCUGAAGCUGCAGGUAUUUUUCCUGCAGAAGGGAUUACGGUAAGUGAAAGAGAUCGCUGUCUAAUCGCAGCAUCUGGCAGAUUAACUCGUGCUGAUCCUAAAUUAAAGGCCGAACUAUCCAGUGAUAAUCAACAAAAUAUAGAUAUUUUGUUUUACACAGCUUUAACCAUCACCAUCGAAAGAGUCCGUACUAGCGAGCCUAUUGCAAAUGUAUCAGUAUGUACAAGACAUGGCGAUUCGACAGAACAUGAUUUGAAUAUUGGCGAGCAAGCUUUAAUGGAUGAAUUUGGAACUACAAGCGGUGUUGAGGAAGAACAUGGUUGA
Acanthocheilonema viteae is the source of this 1161-nucleotide messenger RNA. NCBI's taxonomy places the organism in Eukaryota, Metazoa, Nematoda, Chromadorea, Rhabditida, Onchocercidae. The record is from the annotation of a GenBank genome assembly.